This is a messenger RNA of Kogia breviceps (pygmy sperm whale), 1245 nucleotides long. The record is from RefSeq and is a predicted model, not a curated record. Lineage: Eukaryota; Metazoa; Chordata; Mammalia; Artiodactyla; Physeteridae.
AUGAAUCCACUGUGGUUCUUCCUCUUCGUGGUGUCAGCACCCAGAGGUGAGUGUGUCCUGUCCCAGGUGCAGCUGCAGGAGUCGGGACCCAGCCUGGUGACGCCCUCCCAGACCCUCUCCCUCACCUGCACCGUCUCUGGAGACUCAUUAUCCAACUUUAAUGUCGACUGGGUCCGACAGCCUCCAGGAAAGGGGUUGGAGUGGCUUGCUGAGAGCAGUUAUAAAGGAAACACGUAUUAUAACCCAAGUCUUAAGUCCCGGCUCAGCAUCACCAGGGACACGUCCAAGAACCAAGUCUACUUAUCAUUGAGCAGCCUGACAACUGAAGACACAGCCGUGUAUUACUGUGUGAGAGACACAGUGAGGGGAAGUCAGUGCGAGCCCAGACACGAACCUCCCUGCACGGAGGCCUUUAACCAGCAGGGGGCGCACAGGACCCAACAGGUAAACACUAGAAGAGAGCAAAGUCAUCACGUUCUCAUUACAGGAGGGGGAUCUGCAAACCUCACCCGGCACGUCCAGCCUUGUCCUGGAAUCGGUUCAGGGGAGCGGCCUUGCCCAGAGCACAGCUCUGGGAGAGGAGCUCCAGCCCGGGAUUCCCAGGUGUUCCCAUUCGGGGUUCAGGAAAGAACACUCACCAUGGAGUUUGGGCUCAGCUGGGUUGUCCUUGUGGCGAUUUUACAAGGUGUCCAGUGUGAUGUGCAGCUGGUGGAGUCUGGGGGCGGCUUGGUGCAGCCAGGGGGGUCUCUGCGACUCUCCUGUGCAGCGUCUGGAUUCACCUUCAGUAGCUAUGCCAUGAGCUGGGUCCGCCAGGCUCCAGGGAAGGGGCUGGAGUGGGUCUCAGCUAUUAAUAGUGAUGGUGGUAGCACAGGCUAUGCAGACGCUGUGAAGGGCCGAUUCACCAUCUCCAGAGACAACUCCAAGAACACGCUCUACCUGCAAAUGAACAGCCUGAGAUCUGAGGACACGGCCGUGUAUUACUGUGCGAGAUACACAGUGAGGGGAAGUCAGUGUGAGCCCAGACACAAACCUCCUUGCAGGAAGACAGGAGGGGCGAUGCAGGGGGCACUCAGGACAUACAACUGUGUUUUUCAGCCACAGGAGCAGGUGCAGAUGGUUUUAUACGGGAAAACACAGAGGCCAUCAGGAGGACAUGUCCACGUGGUCAACGUGAAGCGCGCCUCCAUCAGUUCUUCUCCCUCCCAUCACAAUGGUCAGGCCCUCUUCUGUGACCAUCACUCGUAA